Molecule: messenger RNA, 4905 nt
Organism: Sardina pilchardus (European sardine)
Lineage: Eukaryota; Metazoa; Chordata; Actinopteri; Clupeiformes; Clupeidae
Product: myosin light chain kinase, smooth muscle-like
Exons: 24
Coding region: 627-4181 (1184 amino acids)
Biological process (GO): protein phosphorylation
Molecular function (GO): ATP binding; protein binding; protein kinase activity
Source: RefSeq, a predicted model, not a curated record
CUGGCCGAGCGUCUGGGGCCUCGUCCCCCUCGGAGUCCAGUCGAGAGGUCCUCAGGCUGGGCAGAGAGACCCGGGCAGCAGACUCACCGGUGGGAGCGGCUCCCAGAUUUGAGCUCCAGCCUCAGAGCCAAGAUGCCCUGGAGGGUACCAAAGUCCUGUUCAAGUGCCAAGUGUCUGGCUCCCCACUGCCCACUGUGAGCUGGCUGAAGGAUGGCCACCCCGCCAGGCCUCGGGCCGGACUCAGCCUGCAGCAGGAGGGGGACGUGCACCUGCUCUGCGUCGACCGGGCGCAGAGGAGCGACGCCGGCCAGUACGGCUGCACCGCCACCAACGGCCGCGGGAAGGUGACCGCCACCUGGACGCUCCACGUGAAGAAUAAGCCGUGCCAGCAUGCCCAGACGGCGUUCGAGAGGGGCCAGGCUCAGCUCACGGUGCAGGGGGCACGGCCAGACGACGCCGGCUCCUACUCGUGUGUGGCUGAGAACGAUCACGGGCGAGCUGAGUGCUCCGCCAUCGUGGUGGUCAAAGAGAAGCCAAGUGUCAAAAGGACGAAGGCUACUAAAGCGGUUGACCCGAGUAGACCAUCCGCUCCGGUGUUCCUGAGAGGCCUGAAGGACCUGAAGGUGAUGGACGGCAGCCAGGUGAUCAUGUCCGUGGAGGUGGCAGGCAACCCUACACCAGAGGUGGUAUGGCUUCACAAUGGCAAGGAAAUCCAGGAGUCCGAGGACUUCCAUUUCGAGCGGAAGGGGGGAGAGUGCACUCUCUUCAUCCAGGAGGUGUUCCCCGAAGACACGGGCAAAUACACCUGUGAGGUGUGGAACGAGGUGGGAGAGGCGCGCUCCGAGGCUUCUCUCACUGUGCAAGAGCCUCAGGACGGCGUCCAGCCCUGGUUCAUCACCAAGCCCAAGUCCAUGACAGCCAGCCUCGGUCAGCACAUCCUGCUGUCCUGUGCCAUUGCGGGGGACCCCUUCCCUGAGUACGUCUGGAGGAAGGCUGGCCAGGAGGUGUCAGUAGGGGCGGACUUUGACAUUCUGCAGAAGGAGGACGUGGUGUCCUUGCUCAUCAGGAAAGUCAGGCUUCAUCAUGCCGGGGACUAUGAGAUCUACCUGAAGAAUAAAGUGGGAGACUGCAGUUGUGUGGCCAGCCUGCUGGUCACCGAGGGGAGCUCCCCAGGAGAGUCUCAGAGAGAAGAGGGUGGUGGGCCUGUGGGAGGAGUGGACAGGACAUUGCAAGCCCGGGGAGGAGGAGGAGGAGGUGCGAGUGAGGGACACAGCAGUAGCCGCAGCACCAGAGCAGCACAGCAGCAGCAGCAGGAGCAGCAGGAGCAGCAGGAGCAGCAGGAGCAGGAGGAGGAGGCCAGCGGCGGCAGCAGCAGCACGCAGGGACACCUGAAGCGGCGCGUGGAGACCCGGGAGCACCUCGAGGACGAGAUCCGCCAGCUGGAACCGCGGCAGCUGGACUUCCGCACGGUGCUGGGCCGCAAGGUCACCACCAAGAGCGUGUCCGAGGAGGACCUGAAGGAGAUCACUGCGGAACAAAUGGACUUCCGGGGCAACCUGAAAGGACAGGUUCAGCCCAAGACCCUGUCGGAGGACGAGCGCAAGGGCAAGGCCCCGCAGCAGGUUGACUUCAGGUCAGUGCUGGGCAAGAAGGCCCCGCCUGCUGCUCCCCCCAAGCCCCUGGACAAAGGGGUCCUGGGAAAGAAGCCGACCGGCGUCGAGAAGAACGGUGAGAGCCCAGCGUCCAACUGCUUGGACGCAGCAGAAGGGAUUAUGGCCAAGGCGCCCGUGUUCACCAAGAAGCUCAGCGACCUGACCGUGCUGGACGGCCAGCGGCUGCGUCUGGAGUGCCAGGUCAGCAGCAUCCCUGCAGCCACCAUCACUUGGACUCUGGAGGGGAAAGCCAUCAAGGCGUCCAAAUUCAUUGUUCUGGCCAACGAGGGAGGACGCUGUUCCCUGACCAUUAACAAGGCCCUGCCGGAGGACGAGGGCCAGUACACAUGCCAGGCGGAGAACGCGGGCGGGAAGGCGGAGUGCUCCUGCAUGGUGCUGGUGGACGAUCCCUCGAACAAAAAUGCCUCACCAGCUGACAAGAAGACCAAGAAGCCCUCCGCCCCUACCACAGAGAACGAAGCCAGAAUAAAGAAGCCCCCCUCAAAAUCAUCCUCUAAACAAGGCCCCCCUCAGAUCCAGGAGUUCCCUGACGACAUGAAGAUCUUGGCCGGCCAGCCGGUGGAGAUUCUCUGCAAGUUCCUUGGAGCUCAGCCCAUUACCUGCACCUGGCUCAAGUUCCGCAAGCCGAUCCAGAUCGGCAAGACGGUCAUCGAGACCACCGAGACGUCCAGUAAACUCUACAUCCCCGAGAGUCAGGACGAGGACUGUGGGUGCUACACUGUGGAGGUCAGAAACAACUAUGGCAUGAGACAGGCUGCGCUCAACCUCACUAUUGUUGACAAACCUGACCCCCCUGCUCGUGUCCCCACCAUCUCGGAAAUUGCCAAGACCACCCUCACCCUGCAGUGGCGCGGCCCGUCCUACGAUGGUGGCAGCGCGGUCCAGUCCUACAACCUUGAGGUCUGGGAUUCUGUGACCAAGAAGUGGAAGGACCUGGCGUCCUGCACCAACACCUACUACUACGUCCAGAACCUCACAGCAGACAGGGAGUACAAGUUCCGCGUGCGGGCCAUCAACAUCUAUGGAACCGGGGAGCCAAGUGCAGAAUCUAUUGCGGUUACUGUGGGAGUGGAAGAAGAGGAGCCAGAGGAGGAGCCUGAAGUCUCUGAUGAUGAAAAUGAAAAGGUGCCGGACUAUAAAACUGUGUCCAUCAACACUGAUGUGAAUGUCAAAGACCUCUACAAUGUAGAAGAUAGGCUAGGAGCGGGGAAAUUUGGAACGGUAUUUAAACUCAUUGAGAAGGCCACUAAGAAAGUGUGGGCUGGAAAGUUCAUCAAAGCGUAUUCAGAAAAAGAGAAGAAAGAGGUGAGGGCUGAGAUCGCCAUCAUGAAUGACCUUCACCACCCCAAGCUGGUCCAGCUAGUCGAUGCAUUUGAGUGCGAGGCAAACAUCGUCAUGGUUUUAGAAAUGAUUUCGGGGGGCGAGCUGUUUGAGCGAAUCAUCGACGAGGACUUUGAGCUGUCCGAGAGGGAGGUGAUCAAGUACAUGCUGCAGAUUGUGGCCGGCGUCAACUUCAUCCACAAGCAGGAGAUCGUCCACCUUGACCUCAAGCCAGAGAACAUCAUGUGUGUCAACAAGACGGGCAGCAAGAUUAAGCUCAUUGACUUCGGCCUGGCCCGUAGACUAGGAAAUGCGGGGAAGGUCAAAGUGCUGUUUGGAACCCCCGAGUUUGUGGCUCCUGAGGUGAUCAACUAUGAGCCCAUUGGCUACGCCACAGACAUGUGGAGCAUAGGGGUCAUCUGCUACAUCCUGGUUAGUGGGCUGUCUCCAUUCAUGGGCGAUAAUGACGGUGAGACGCUGGCUAAUGUUACCUCAGCUACCUGGGAUUUUGAAGAUGAGGCCUUCGAUGAGAUCUCAGACUCUGCUAAGGACUUCAUCACCCAGCUCCUGAAGAAGGACAAGAGUGCCCGUCUGACGUGCGAUCAGUGCCUAGAACACCCAUGGAUGAAACAGGACACCAAAACUAUGGAGGCCAAGGCACUCUCCAAAGAGAGGAUGAAAAAGUACCUCUUGAGGAGAAAAUGGCAGAAAACGGGACAUGCAUUGCGGGCCAUUGGCAGACUGUCCAACAUGGCAAUGAUGGCUGGCCUCCAUGCCAAGAAGGGAUCUACCACAGAAGAGGAUAACCAGUUCUUGGAAGCCGUAGAGGCUGAGGACAGGACGCCUGUGAAGCCCAGCUUUGGCUCUGUCAUUAAGGACGUGGAGGUGGUUGAAGGCAGCGCUGCCCGUUUCGAAUGCAAAAUUGAGGGUUUCCCGGACCCCGAGGUGGUGUGGUACAAGGACGAGCAGCCCAUCAAAGAGACACGGCACCACCAGAUCGACUACGAAGAGGACGGCAACUGCAGCCUGGUCAUCUCCGACGUGUCUGGCAACGACGACGCCAAGUACACCUGCAAGGCUGUGAACAACCUGGGGGAGGCGACAUGCACGGCCGAACUCAUAGUGGAAGUCAUGGGAGGAGGAGGGGUUGAAGAGGAGGAGGAGGAGGAGGAAGAAGAGGAGGAAUAAUCGGUACAAGAUUUACAAGAAAGACGCGGAAGACCUUGCCUCAUUUAACACUUUGUUUACUAGUUGCUUUUGGUAAGGCACUCACUCUCUGGGAAAAGACUGUGGAUUUAUUGAAGAUGGGCUUUGAUCACUCUUGUGACGUUUUGUGCACUUUCAAUUCUUUCUCUAUUUUUCGGUUGGUUUUUCGGUUCGCUUUUUUCUUUUAAUUUCUCUUCAUUUACUCAACAGUAACAAACAGAUAUCAGAUAUCAGUAUUUAUAACUUAACCAUGAAAUUAUCCACAUUCCAGCUGGUAUGUUUAACCAAUUAUUUAAAGGUUUUCUGUGACUUUUCAUUGAGUGUUCUCCCAACCAAACAAGCCUUAAUCACAAGUGUGUGUUGUGUGUUGUGUUGUCAACACUGAAGUAUUGGACAUGUGGCAGGUCUGCCACUCCUUUUAAGAGGUUUUCCUUUAGAGCAGCUUAAGCACAAUUAUUCAGUGUUAUUAUUUGUGCAUUGGUUUGGAGUCGUUUUCUUAGGCACUUACCAGUUUUCACUACUUUUCCAGUUUCACUACUCUUACCAAAUGGUGCAGUUAGAUCCAUGUUUUAUAUUAGACUAUGUAGAUUAUAUUUCUCUAAUUUUUAUAAAAUGUACCAGUUUGACAAAGUUCAGAUUAUCUUGUAAUGAGAACUCUGCAGUUGUAGUUACUCACUGUUAUAGAAUAAAUUUUAUCACAAAAGUA